CUAUGAACUCAACCGCGUUUUUUCAAUUUUAAUCUAAUAAACUCUCACCUUAAAAACCUAAUUUUCCAACAAUUUUACUCAUAUUAUUUUGAUCAUCAUUAGCCUAAUUUGCACAAUCAAGAUUAAUAUUUUUUAAGUUUUGGUUUCACAUAAUUUCAUAACUCGAAAUGAACGACCUACUCUCCCGAUCAUUCUCCAGAGGCCGAGUAGCCGACAUCGAGAUGGGGAACGCAGCCGCAACGGACGGAACAAACCUCGAAAAGUUCUUUGGAGAUGUGGCGGAGAUCAAGGAAGAGUUGAAAGGUCUGGAAACACUUCAUAAUCACCUACAAGAAGCAAAUGAACAAAGCAAAACUCUAUACAACGCGAACGCGAUAAAAAAUCUCAGAACUAAGAUGGAUAAUGAUGUUGCUUUGUCUCUUAAAAAGGCGAAACUCAUCAAGAACCGUCUUGAAGCGCUAGAUCGUUCUAGCGACGCCAAUCGCAACCUCCCUGGAUGUAGACCUGGGAGCUCCACUGAUCGUACGCGUAUCUCUGUUGUUAAUGGACUCCGGAAGCAACUCCAAUCAUCGAUGAAAGCGUUUACUGAGCUUCGCCAGAAAAUGGCGUCUGAGCACCGAGAAACCGUUCAGCGAAGGUAUUACACCGUCACCGGAGAAAACGCGGAUGAGGCUACAGUAGAUAACCUGAUAUCAACCGGACAAAGCGAGACGUUUCUACAGAAAGCGAUUCAGGAGCAAGGGAGAGGGCAGGUGAUGGAAACAAUACUCGAAAUAAAAGAGCGACAUGAUGCUGUGACAGUGAUCGAAAGAAACCUUAAGGAACUGCAUCAAGUUUUCAUGGAUAUGGCUGUGUUAGUGGAGACCCAAGGAGAGCAACUGGACGACAUCGAAAGCCAUGUGAACCGUGCGAAUUCGUUUGUUCGAGGUGGCGCACAGCAGUUGCAGGUGGCAAGGAAGACACAAUUGAACACAAGAAAAUGGACUUGUUUUGGGAUUCUUUUGCUGUUGAUCAUCAUUGCCAUUAUUGUUCUUUCUAUUAGGCCAUGGAAGUAGAAGAGUUCUACGCGUGCUUCUUGACUUGUACAUUUUUAUUUUGAUUAGUAUUGGUUGAUUGGCAUAAAUAUUAUGAGAUAUUGUUGCACUGAACUAAACUUGAGAGUACUUGUUUGAUGUAUAAAUAUUGUUGAAAGUAUUUGUAACUUAUUUGAGCGUA
This is a messenger RNA of Helianthus annuus (common sunflower), 1215 nucleotides long. RefSeq names its product syntaxin-121. Gene Ontology annotation, biological process: intracellular protein transport; vesicle fusion; exocytosis. Gene Ontology annotation, molecular function: SNARE binding; SNAP receptor activity. NCBI's taxonomy places the organism in Eukaryota, Viridiplantae, Streptophyta, Magnoliopsida, Asterales, Asteraceae. The transcript is spliced from 2 exons. The record is from RefSeq and is a predicted model, not a curated record. The coding region runs from base 168 to 1055 and encodes 295 amino acids. Gene Ontology annotation, cellular component: SNARE complex; plasma membrane; endomembrane system.